Messenger RNA from Manis javanica (Malayan pangolin), 2376 nucleotides. NCBI's taxonomy places the organism in Eukaryota, Metazoa, Chordata, Mammalia, Pholidota, Manidae. The record is from RefSeq and is a predicted model, not a curated record.
CAGCGCGCCGUCAGUGCGCAGGCGCGCUAGCCCCUCUCCUUUCUGCUCUUCCUCCUCCGUCUUCGGACGUCAGUGGCCGUUGGGUCGUAUGUCGCGCCGGGCCCUCCGGAGGCUGAGGGGGGAACAGCGCGGCCAGGAGCCCCUCGGGCCUGGUGCCCUGCAGUUUGUUCUCCGUGAUGACGAAGACGCGGAAGAGGAAGGCCCAAAGCGUGGGCCAGCCGGCCGGCGCCCUGGAGACGCAGGCAAGGAGGGCGUCCGAGUCAACAACCGGUUCGAGCUGAUAAAUAUCGAGGAUCUUGAAGAGGGACCCAUGGUGAAUGGGGAGAGGUCCGAUUGUCUGCUCGCAGAUGUGGUGGUGACAGGGAACAAGAGGAGGUCCCAGUGUGGAAGUGCAGAGACCAGGAAGGAUGUAGAAGUGGCUGACAAGGCAGCACCCCCACAGCAGUUUAAUGCAAGUUGCAAAUUCCGAAAGAAGAAAAAGAAACAAAAAAACAAGAAAAACUCUGCUGGAGAAACUUCGGAAAAUGGGCUGGAGGAUAUUGAUCGAAUCUUGGAGAAGAUUGAGGACGGCAGUGGGUUAAGCCGGCCAGGCCCGCCUCCCCUGAGCUCCAAGAAGCACGUUCUGUAUGUGGAGCACAGACACCUGAAUCCAGAUACAGAACUGAAAAGGUACUUUGGUGCUCGAGCUGUCCUUGGGGAGCAACGGCCACGGCAGAGACAGCGUGUGUAUCCCAAGUGUACGUGGCUGACGACCCCUAAGAGCACCUGGCCCCGGUACACCAAACCAGGUCUGUCCAUGCGGCUGCUGGAAUCCAAGAAAGGCACGUCAUCCUUCGCGUUUGAGCACAGUGAGGAAUACCAGCAGACCCAGCACAAGUUCCUGACUGCCGUGGAGUCCAUGGAGCCCAACAACAUCGUGGUACUGCUGCAGACAAGUCCCUACCACGUGGACUCGCUCCUGCAGCUCAGCGACGCUUGCCGGUUCCAGGAGGAUCAGGAGAUGGCCCGAGACCUUGUGGGUGAGAGCCCAAAUGGCCACCUGCCCUGCUGCCCCAACAGAGCCACUCACACCAGUAGAGCACCACCACCUUCUGUGCAGACCCAGGAGCGUCCUCAGUGGCGAGGACACAUGGAACAUGCCAAGGAAGCCCGGGACACGGUUGGACCCGGAGCCGGAUGGGCCCCAGGUAGUGAGCUUUUGCCACCUGUGUCACUGUCAUUCACAAGGAACCGUCUUGUAUUUAGGAGCUUCUACCUGGCCCUCUACAAGCAGAUGAGCUUUCUGGAGAAGCGAGGCUGCCCACGCACGGCACUGGAGUACUGCAAGCUCAUUCUGAGCCUUGAGCCAGAUGAGGACCCCCUGUGCAUGCUGCUGCUCGUGGACCACCUGGCCUUGCGAGCACGAUGCUACGAGUACUUAAUCCGCCUCUUCCAGGAAUGGGAGCCUCAUCGGAACCUCUCCCAGCUGCCGAAUUUCGCCUUCUCUGUCCCAUUGGCAUACUUUCUGCUGAGCCAGCGCGCGGACCUCCCCGAGCAGCUCAGCCCUGAGAGGGAGAAAGCCUCCCUCCUGAUCCAGCGGGCCCUCGCCAUGUUCCCUGGAGCUCUCAUGCCCUUGCUGGAGUACUGCAGCGUGCGGCCCGACCCUGCCGUCGCCAGCCACCACUUCUUUGGGCCAGACGCGGAGAUCAGCCAGCCCCCUGCUCUGAGCCAGCUGGUGAGCUUGUAUCUCGGGAGGUCGCACUUUCUCUGGAAGGAGCCUGCCACCAUGAGCUGGCUGGAAGAGAAUGUCCGCGAGGUUCUGCAGGCGGUGGACGCUGGAGACCCCGCCGUGGCUGCAUGUGAGAGCAGGCGGAAGGUGCUCUACCAGCACGCACCCAGAAACAUCCACCGCCACGUGGUGCUCUCCGAGAUCAAGGAAGCUGUUGCUGCCCUCCCCCCGGACGUGACCACGCAGUCUGUGAUGGGGUUUGACCCUCUGCCUCCUUUGGACACCAUCUACUCCUACGUCAGACCAGAGAGGCUGAGUGCUGUCAGCCACGGGAACACAAUCGCCCUCUUCUUUCGGUCCCUCCUGCCCAGCUACACCACGGAGGGGGAGAGGACAGAGGACGGAGGGCCUGGAGGCCUGAACCACAACCAAGGCUUGAAUAGGCUGAUGCUCGCCCUUCGAGACAUGAUGGCCAACUUCCACUUCCACGACCUGGAGGCGCCACGCGAGGACACCCCUGAGGGAGAUGGGGAGUGGGACUGAGGAGGGCCCACUCAGUCCUGUUCCCGAUUGCUGUUCUGGUCAGGAUUGGCCAGUCCCUCGGGUAGAAAUGCUGAUGUCGUCCACCUGCCACCCACCUCUAUUCCUCUAUAAACAUGAAAGGGUUA